Messenger RNA from Mercenaria mercenaria, 5365 nucleotides. RefSeq names its product sushi, von Willebrand factor type A, EGF and pentraxin domain-containing protein 1-like. Gene Ontology annotation, molecular function: calcium ion binding. The coding region runs from base 40 to 4401 and encodes 1453 amino acids. The record is from RefSeq and is a predicted model, not a curated record. The transcript is spliced from 23 exons. Lineage: Eukaryota; Metazoa; Mollusca; Bivalvia; Venerida; Veneridae.
GGGCAAAUAUAUCCUGAAAGCUGUGAUAUAGAUCCUACGAUGAAUCCGAAAGACUGCAGAGAUACUGACGGAACAACAGUCUAUAUAAUUGGAUCGUAUACGUUACCUGAUAGUACAUCCUGUGUCCUAAGGUAUGGAGAGGACGAGUGGUACAAUGUGACUUGUCGUGACGGAAUGCUUAUCAUUUCUUCUCCAGAAGAGAAAAGCUUAAUGAGAAUAAAGCGCCAGGCAGCAACACCUUCAGCCUAUGAUAUUGCAAACUCUCAACAAGUCAGUCGUGUUGGUGGCUUCACAGCAGCUGGUGCCAAGGUCGGAUCAGCAUUUGGACCUAAAGGCACAGCUGUUGGUGCUGGAAUAGGAUUUAUAGCGGAUUUCAUUUGCAUUUUUGUUUGCCAUCAUGAUGAUCCGCCACCUCCAAACAAACCACCGUCAAUAAGUAAAUCCGCUGCAUUGACCACCGCAACACCAAUAAUGGCAGGGGAAGGAAACACGACGGCAAAAGUUACUUGGGAGCCUCCGAGUAUGACGGAUCCUGAAGACGGAAACAUAAAAGUUGUGACAUCACCAUCAAAUUUUAAAAAUGGCGGUGAAUAUUCUGAGGGAACUUACGUGGUUUACUUCGUUGGGACUGACAGUGGCGGUCUAUCUGCGACAGCCUAUCUGUCGUUUCAAGUCCAAGCAAAGGCCUGUGCCAAAGCACCUUCUAUACCACACGGCGAGGUUCAAUGUCUCAACAAUAAAAUGGUGUACGAUAAUUUGUGUGAGGCAGUGUGUAAUGAUGGUUUUCAAGUGCAUGGUAUGCAUAUAAUGGGAUGUGAUACAAAUGGAAAAUGGGGUACUUCACCGGUUUGUAAAGAUGUACUUCCACCACGAUUUUUGUCGGGAGAAUGUCCAAAUGACAUGCAAGUAUAUAUCGAUUCGACAAACAAUACGGCCAAAGUGUCCUGGGAAGAACCAAAUGGCGAAGAUAAUUCAAAAGAGACAGUGACGAUUACUGAAAUACACGGUCAUAAACCUGGGCAGAGAUUUGAAGCUGGUUCUCAUACCAUUAAAUACACAAUUGAAGAUAAAGAACACAACAGGGGUGACAGUUGUGUGUUUAACGUUCAGGUUUUAACAAUUAGCUGCUCUCCGCCCAAUCUGCAUGUGACUGGUGGGGACCAUCUGAAAUAUGAUUGUCAAAACUCAUAUAGACUUGGUGCCGAAUGUUCAUUGGCAUGUAAAUCAGGGUAUCCAAUGGGUGGAGUAGACAGAAUACAAUGCUUAUCUGACAAGACAAGUUAUCCACCAAAAUUAGAUUGGAAUUGGGAGGUCGGAGGACUAGCGCCAUUUUGUAAAGAAACGAACUGCUCUAGAGAUGCGCUGAAUGAACCGAUUAACGGCGCACUGGCUUGCAGCCAGUGGACACAUGGUCAAAUGUGCCAGAUGCAAUGUAACAAUGGAUAUGACAUACCCAAUAUUGGUGAUGGCUUGUACGUGUGUGGGCGUUCUACCGGUAAAUGGAGGCCGUCUGGUAAAGUUCCAGACUGUGAUACGAAGAUAGACGUAAACAACAUGCACCUGCCGAAUGAAUUUUACUACUACACAGGAAAAUGUAACAGUUCAACUCAGAAUAUGAACCAAAUUAAAGAAAAUUUUGUUCAAGCUCUAAACAGCUCCAAAUUUCCAGAAGAAUGUGUCGGAGUGCCAGAGUGCCAAGCUAAAUUUGUUGACGUAACUUGCGGACCUAUCACGUCUCGCCGCAAACGUGAUUUGAAUUCCAACGUUUACAGGCGGUCGGUUUCAAAGCUCGCAUACACCCUGCGAUUUGAAUUUAUUCUACCAUAUAAGUCAGUGGCUGGAAAAGCUCCAGACGAUAUAUUUGCGGAAAACGAAGAUCGUCUCUAUAAAAUGUCCGAUGUAAUACAGAAAGAAGUGAAUGCCGGACAUUUUGACCUUCACGUUAGUGACUUGCGGGUAGAGAGCGAUUCGUACGGACCUGGAAAUCCGUCCAUGUUAUGUCCUUCUGGGACUAUUCCGAGAAAAGAAUCGGCGUCAUGUGUUGGAUGUCCAAAAGGCAGUUAUGCUACAAAGGCGGGAAGAUGUGUAGAAUGUCCUAUAGGAACAUACCAAAACUCUACAAACUCAUUAAAAUGUGAGCCUUGUCCACCGAAUACAAAUACAACUGAAGGUGGUGCUGAAAACAUAACACAAUGUUUAGAGUAUUGUGCAAAAGGUGAAUUUUCGCCAAAUAUGCUUGCACCUUGCACAAAAUGUCCUAGCAAUUCCUACCAACCGAGCGAAAAAUCUAAAAGCUGCAUCAGAUGCAAUAGCAAUACCAGAAGUCCUAGUGAUGGAGCCACGUCAAAAUCACAGUGUAAAGAAUACGAUGUUCAGCUGAAUAAAAUCAAAGCAAAAAUGGAGAACAAGGUGACACAUGAUGCGAUCUCUCUGUUCAUGUGGAUUUAUAUCAGCGAUACAAAGACAGAUGCUGCAGUUGAAAUAGAAAAUUCUGCGACUAACUCGAAACUUUCGUUAACUUUUACUCCAACGAUUAGAAUCAAACAAUCGGGGGAAGAUGUCAACACUAGACAAAAGGUACAGUCAGCCGCUUGGACAAAUAUUGCUUUUAGCAUUGAUAAGCCAUCAAACGAAGUCAUAUUGUACAUCAACGGGAAAGCCCUUUUUAAGAAUGCAUCUUUCGUGGUUUCGAAAUCUCAUAUUUUAGAGCCAGACGAUUUGAUUGGAUUAUAUGGAGAUAUAAAGAUAUCUGCGUUCAGUGUUUUGCCAAGGAAGGUUUCCCCUUCAGACGUUUCCACCUGGUCAACUACUUGUUCGCCUUCUAUUGCUGGGACCAUAAUUUCCAUGGAUGACCUUGCCGAGGCAGAUAGUGUCAACAUUGUCAUCCCAUCAGUCUGCGAUGCUGUAAAUGAAUGCACCAGCUCUCCAUGUGGUACUCAUAAAUGCAUCAAUAAGCUUGGCAGUUAUGAGUGUUUGUGUUCUGGAGGAUUUACUGGAAGACAGUGUCAAAUCCCACCAGAUUAUUGUAAGAAUAAUAACUGUAAGAACGGAGCUGCAUGUGCCAAUGGAACAGGAAACUACACAUGCCAGUGUCCAUAUGGAUAUAGUGGCAGAUUGUGUGAAAUAAAAGCAGUCGAUGGUGAAUGGUCUGCUUGGACAAACGGGACAAGUUGUUCAAUGUCAUGUGGUGGUGGAAUUGCAAUCAGAACAAGAAGAUGUGAUAGUCCGCCACCAGACACUGAGGGUAAUCAGUGUGUGGGAAAUAGCAGCGAGACAAUCUCUUGUAAAGAAGAAAAGUGUCCCGAGUGCACGAACUUAAGAAGAACCUAUGGCUUAAUCAUCACAUGCAAUGAAACAUCGGAACUGCGGCAUUGUUCUAUAACCUGCAGAACAGGCCUGUAUUUUACACAUCCCCCAUUGCCAUAUUAUGAAUGUGGUGUGGCUACCGGGUAUAAAUGGAAUCAUCAGAAUGAGAAAAACCCUACUGGAAGACUACCGUCUUGCUCUGAACUCGAGCCACCAGUUGAGAUAGGUGUGAACUUUGAAGGCAAUUACGAUUCUAUUCCAUGCACGGCCAACAACAAGAAAACGAUUAAGGACUCUAUAGAAACUAAGUUGUCUGCCCUCGACUGCAGCAAGGCUGGCUCAUGUGAAACAAAAAUAAAUGAACCUGUAUGUACAAAGUCAAAGAAAAAGAGGGCCACCGGAAGUUCAAUGACCGUGACUAUUGGACUUCAUGCGCCCAUAAACAGCAAGAAAGAUACUUUCAAUGUUGCUGGUUUGCUUCAAAAUAAAUCAGCGCCGUCAAAAGAGCUUGCUGAUUUUGUACGAAAGACUCUUGAACUGGAGAAGUCGGCGCAGACAUUAAUGAAUCAUUCAGUUGAUUUCUUCCAAGUUACAAUAGACGGGACCAAACAUUCGCUCGCAUCUGGCUUACCGCCAACAUAUAGGCCAGAUACCAGAUGCCCUAGCGGCACAGUGCGUAUUGAAGUAUUUUGUGCUGUAUGCCCUGUCGGGUCCUAUUCAGACGGACGAACUGUUACCAUGUGUCCAAGAGGUCAAUAUCAAGAUGCGAAAGGGCAGUCAACUUGCAAACAAUGCCCUUUCGGUAAAACCACAGCAGGAAUCGGCUCCAUUCAUGUUUCAGAAUGCUCAGUUAUGGACAAGUCUCCUGCUGGUUCGUCGUCGGCAAACAAAGAUGGUGUAAGCGAUGCUCUCCAGAUAGGAAUCGGCGUGUCUGUGUCAAUAGCACUCCUCACCUUGGCUACUGUUGGCGUUAUACUAGCAUGUAAACACUUCAAUAAAAAGAAGAGCAGUGUUAAUGACAGCCAUCUUGAUUUACACACUACGGGAUACUUUCACAUGCCGAGUAAGCCAGUGUUUGAAAAACAACCGCUAUAAACUUGUAUGCAGAACUCAUGACUGUGAUAUUUUAAAAAAAUUGCUGUGAUUAGAAAUUUUAUUGUUUGAUUGCCUGUAUUUUGUUGUCAUUUCAUGCUGGUAUAUCGCCUACAUAGAUUGCAACGUAAUGUAUGUGAAUGAAGAACUGUUAAAUUCUUUUUAUAACGACUUAUAAAUAAUGAGCAAUGUUUGACACGAACGAAAUAACCAUUUCUGUUCAUACUUGCAUCCACGUAUGUUCGUUUUAAUUGAUUGUCAUCGUUACCUUAUUAGCCGUUGCGAUGCGAUUAGUUUAAGUAUAGAGAAAGAUGCUGUUACAUGAAGUGGUAAUGAAUACUUACUGCAACAGCUAGCGCCCCUUCGAUAUUUUUGUCAAUAUCUUUCAUAAUACUAAGAGUGCAUUUACGAAUGUUCUUAAGAAUAUGAAACAUGUUAUUGAUGAAAUAUAAAAAAAAUCAAUAAAAUUAAACAAUGCUUUUUUAUCAGUUUAUGUAUUUUACGGCCUCAACUCAAUAUUGAACGUUCACAAAGACAUACAUAAAUGACUACAAUCUACAUACGAGCAAUUCAUGACAAAAGAUAAAAGAACAUAUUUUGGAAACAAAUUUAAAUUUUAAUUAAAAUUUAACAAGAGAGAAUUUAGUUAUGAACACCUUUGUUUCAUCAUAAAUGACAUUUGCUCAAAUGAUUAAAAUAAAUAUUCAUCAGUAUUUCUGUAACAUAAAACAGGCAUAGUAUUUUAAAGGAAGUGAAUGAUAUUUUAGCAUAAUUCGAUUUUGUUAUAUUUUCCUAUCUUCUUAAAAACGUGUGUAAGUUUUCAGUUUGCUUUAUCCCAUAUAUUGCCAGACAUACUAAGGCUGCGUUAGAAGAUUGGAUCAGAGUUUGUGUGGUGUACAUUAUGAAUUGUUUUUGUUCUGUAGUGUAUCUAUGCGCAAAAGUGAAUGUUAAUAAAGUUUAAAAAUGG